AUGGCUUCUGAACUCAAUAAUGGCUUUUUAUUAGAUGGAGAAUUUUACCUGUUCCGCACUCAUUGCGAAAGCUCGAGAAGUCGUGACUAUCUUGUUGUGCUUGAUCGAUGCGUCUUCGACACAUCGCGUUCUAUCAUGAUAUACGGCAGUGAUGGAAAGAGUGAUUUCAAGCGCCCUUUAGUACCCUGGACGUUUCAAACCCCCAUCCCUAUCAACCCAUCACAUCAUUUCCCACCCCUCGGACAGUCACAGCCAAGCCGGGAGACGGAGAAGGAUCACAUCGCAUUUAUAUCGUUAUCAUGGCCUUUUGACAACAUUCUGAGCACAUUCGCUGUCAAAAUCCUGGAGUUUGGAUGUAUGACCGAUGAGUGA
This is a messenger RNA of Plenodomus lingam JN3, 372 nucleotides long. The record is from RefSeq and is a predicted model, not a curated record. NCBI's taxonomy places the organism in Eukaryota, Fungi, Ascomycota, Dothideomycetes, Pleosporales, Leptosphaeriaceae.